Molecule: messenger RNA, 526 nt
Organism: Brachypodium distachyon (stiff brome)
Lineage: Eukaryota; Viridiplantae; Streptophyta; Magnoliopsida; Poales; Poaceae
Exons: 3
Coding region: 126-281 (51 amino acids)
Biological process (GO): proton motive force-driven ATP synthesis
Molecular function (GO): proton transmembrane transporter activity
Source: RefSeq, a predicted model, not a curated record
UUUAUCAAUCCAGGAGUCUCUUGUCUCGUCUUCUUCUCCCCCACGAAGAAGCCCCCGCCGCUCCGACUCCCCUAACCCUCUCUUACUUCCUCCUCUCGGAUCCCGCCGCCGCCUCCGCCUCAGCGAUGCCGUUCACCCCGGGACCCUACUCCGGCGUCAGCACCCUAGCCCUCGUGGCUAGGGCGUCGGCUCUCGGCAUCGGAGUCGUCUACGGGACCGUCAAGCUCGGCAUCCUCAAGGCGACCAAACCCCGCAAGGAGGAAGCAGCUGCUCAUCACUGACAGGGAUGCAUGGUGGUAGCUGAAGGACGCAGUAGAUUUGCAAUGUACCCCCUCUCCUACAUACGAGCAUUUGGUUUAUGAUUUGUGGAACCUCCUGUCUGAAACCCAAACCUAUAUGGGAGUUGAAACUAAGUUUUGCUUGUGGAAAUAAUAAUUGAAUCACUCAAAGUCAGGAAGAGAACAAAAGUGUACACAUCCAUCUGUUUCGCAUUUGAGAGCUAGUUUUUGUUGUCGUGUGCUUGAUA